This is a messenger RNA of Cryptomeria japonica (Japanese cedar), 2120 nucleotides long. Its product is annotated as ethylene-responsive transcription factor CRF5. The coding region runs from base 346 to 1689 and encodes 447 amino acids. The record is from RefSeq and is a predicted model, not a curated record. Gene Ontology annotation, molecular function: DNA binding; DNA-binding transcription factor activity. NCBI's taxonomy places the organism in Eukaryota, Viridiplantae, Streptophyta, Pinopsida, Cupressales, Cupressaceae. The transcript has a single exon. Gene Ontology annotation, biological process: regulation of DNA-templated transcription.
CCAUCGGCCGUGUUUUAUGUAUAUAAUGCGGCCCGGCCGGUGACUCUGCUACUCUGCCAUACCCAUUAUAUAUAUUUGUAUUUCUUUUAUCUUUGCUUCUGCUCUUGUUUGUAGAGAGUUUUGAACUCUGUUCUGGCCCACUCGCCGCUUUCACAUUGAUCUCCGCCUUUUUUUUUUCCUUUUUUCUUUUUUUCUUUUCUUGCACCGUGUCUGGUCUUGGGAAAUUUUUUUAUUGUUUUUCCCCUUCGUCGGCGGGCGUUGGUCUGUGUCUUUCUUGCUCGCCGCAGGUAUAUGACGGUGCGCGAUGGAAGUUUAGUUUUAGUCUGAGUUGAAAGAAAUGCAGAAAUGGCCGGCCUGCAAAUGUGGAGAGGCAAUGGGAGCUCUGGAAUUAUGGCGGCGAAGAGAGUUGUGGAGUAUAAGAGCGUGAGUGUUAAGAAAUAUGAGGAGAAAAGGGGGGAUUUUGAUGUGAAAUUGAUGCCUAAGAGAAUCCGAGUGAUUACUACUGACCCCGAUGCAACUGAUUCUUCUGAUGAUGAUGAGGAAGACCGAGCAAGGGGUUCUGGUUCUGGUUCUGGUUCUGGUUCUGGUUCUGGUGAGUGCAUAUUUUCUGGGAGGGUGAAGAGGCAUAUUGAGGAGAUCAAUAUUCAAUUGCCGGAUUGCUCGCCGAGUUGCUCUGAAAAUGAGAAUGAGUUUGGGUGGAGGAGCAAGUCCGUUAGGUCGAAACCGUCUAGGGCAACAACCAAUCCGAGCAACGGAAAUGCAUGGGCUUUGAGAAAGAUUCAGAGCAAAGGGGCGGGAAAAGUUGUUAAGAAGGAUGAUUUUGUUGAAGAAUCUGAUUCUGUGAGACGGAUAAAGAAGUUUAAGGGCGUGAGGCAGAGGCCUUGGGGAAAAUGGGCUGCAGAGAUCAGGGACCCGGGCAGAAGAGUUCGGUUGUGGCUCGGAACUUUCGACACCGCCGAAGAAGCCGCCUUGGCCUAUGAUUCCGCCGCUCGCCAGCUCCGCGGCCCCGAAGCCGCCACCAACUUUUCCGCCUCCACCUCCGUCUCUGCCGCUUCUGAGCCGCCACCGGAUUCUGGUGGCGCAAAGCAGGGUGAGGAUUCCGAUUCUGUUGGAACGAGGUUAUUGCAGAAGCGGACAUGGGAGGAGGUUGCGGAAUCGAGCGUUGUGUCGAGCUGCUAUGACGAAGAAUCUUCCUCUGCGGAGGAGUGCUUGCUCAUUUCUUCCCCAACAUCUGUGCUAAGAUUCCAUGCCUCCUCUUCCGUUUCGCUCAAGAAGCCACAGCCCGGAGUUCCUUGUCAGGAUCAGGGCGACGGCAGCUUUGGAAAUCUGGAUUUGCCGACGAGUUUCGAUUCCUUUCUUGAUUGCAAUCUGUUCUUUGACAGCCCUGAGUUCCUGAGCCUGGGGGAGGGAUUCGAAACCUGUUUGCCUCCGCCAGAGGAUGCAGGGGGGAUCUUGAGCGUUGAGGAUUACUGUGAGUCGCAGGACAUUCCAAUGGCCGGGGAACAACCAGGCAUUAUUCCGCGCUUGGAUGCUUCAGAUUAUCUUUUCAAUGACCAAUUCGGGGAUUUGUCGUUCGAGGAGGAGUUCAUCCCGGCGAACGGCAUCGACAGCGAGGAUUUCGAUUUGUUAAAUUUGUUCGAGGGUGACGAUGAUCUCAACUUACUGGACCUGGAUUGCAUGCAAUUUUGAUCUUCAAAUUUCAUUACAUGAAUGUUCUCUUCCUUCCCCAUGCCGGGGAAAUUUUGUAGCUGUUUCUUUGGCGGAGAAUAUUUAUUAGUUUUACUGCACUGCGGCGCAGCGUUUUCUCUGCUGCACCGCUUGGCUUGUUUGUUGUAACGGAAAAAAAAUAACUGUUUGCAGUGAGUGAGCUUCUGGCAAGAAAUGAAAAGAAUAAAAAAAGGAAUGGAGAUGGCCCGGAGAAAGAAAAAAACUCCGGGAUUGCCAUGCCCAAAUCCCUUCUUUUCUUGUUUGUUUUUUCUUAUUUCUGUGACUCAAAUUUUGAACAAAUACAUCACACAGCAGAAGUUCCGGCAGACGGGGUCGAUCUUUGACAUUGCCCCGCGUAUUAUUAUUAUUAUUAUUAUUUUUAUCUGUACUAAUAUGAAAGUGGAUUCAUUUUA